Cladophialophora immunda is the source of this 2133-nucleotide messenger RNA. RefSeq lists its product as uncharacterized. Gene Ontology annotation, molecular function: transcription coregulator activity; protein heterodimerization activity. The record is from RefSeq and is a predicted model, not a curated record. Gene Ontology annotation, biological process: transcription by RNA polymerase II. The transcript is spliced from 3 exons. Gene Ontology annotation, cellular component: SAGA complex. Bases 730 to 1857 code for a protein of 375 amino acids. NCBI's taxonomy places the organism in Eukaryota, Fungi, Ascomycota, Eurotiomycetes, Chaetothyriales, Herpotrichiellaceae.
UGAUCAGACCCGUCAUCGUUCAUUCAUCAUCUAGCUCUUAGUCCAUCCAGAUAACAUCGCAGGUUGGCUAGCCAGGAGGAUUGCGAUCAUUGUUGCCACCUCGUGCACAUAAACCAAACGAAACCAGGCGGAUCGCAGGACAGACAAGCUUGACGGGGCAGGUCUAGGAAUCAAGAUGGCGGGUGAGAGGCCAGCUAAAUACCGACAGGAGAUCCAGCAGGUGAGCAUCUUUUAUCUGCUAUGUCAUUUUAUUCCAAGGUAGUAUCGGACCGCUGGAGAUGCCGCCAAUCCAUCUCUUUGGACACCCGAACGAAGAAGUUGGAAGGAUGUUUGAAGCAGAAUCCCUCCUGCGAGUCAAUAUCUGGCUGGACACGAUUCCAUAUCGCCAUCACCACUACUACCGGCCGUCUUGGGAAGACGUGAGGACCAUGGACCUAAACCAGAACAUCUGGGCAAGAGACGAUUCACUGCACACAUGUCCACGACGGGCGCCCGUCACAUCCCCCGAGGCAUCGCUUUGAUUUCACUUCAUGGUGGCAGAGAAGCGUACUCCACGAAGUUUGCCUGAAACGCGUCCAACUGCCCAACCCCAAUGCUGCAGAACUGGAUGACAAACAAUCUCAUCUGAUUUUCUGAGAACCACGUCCUACCAAUCCUAGCGGUGAACGCGAGCAAGAAAAUACCCCUGCGCACUUUCAGCCUUGAGCAGGACCUGAAUCCCCUCGAACUAUGGCGAAUCGCGGAGUUGGGGAUCUCCAAAAAGGCGUUCACCAAGCUCUUAUCCUUGGAAAUGCCCUACAGCAGCCGCAAGAAAGCAGGGAGCCCCCCAACGAGGACUCUGGAUCGGGCGCCGUACCUUCUUCCGACAUUGGGGAUGACGAUGACUAUGAAAGCCAAGAAGACUUCAAGCAGAGACUAAUAUAUUGGAUUGGACAGAUGAUGUUCGUGAGUGGUGAAACAGCCGAACCAAGCGCAGAGACAACCUGGAUGAUCGAAGAAAUUGUGAGAGAGCAAGUUAUUGAAAUGCUGACACAAGCAACUGCACUCGCAAACCGCCGAGGCUCAAAGUCCAUUUCAAUUGCCGACCUCAUCUUUCAGAUUCGCCACGACAGAGCCAAAGUCUCCAGACUCAAGACCUUCCUGUCUUGGAAGGACGUCCGCAAGAAUGUGAAGGACUCUGAUGACAAGGGUGGCGGUGACGCUGCUGAAGUUGGCGAUUUCGACGAGGCCUCCGGAGGUGUCAAUCCAUCGGCUCCACAAAAGACCACCGCGACCAAGAAAGCCAAACUCCUCUUGCCCUGGGAAAUCCAAUCGUUCUACGCUGAGCAAGUUCCGGAAAGAGACGAUGAAGAAGACGAAGAGGAAGAGGAGCAGAACGAAGCAACCCUCGCUCGACUGGCCUCCGCCGACGAACGCACCAAGAACAUGACGAAGGACGAAUAUGUCUACUGGUCUGACUGUCGUCAAGCCAGCUUCACAUUCCGCAAGGGCAAACGCUUCCGUGAAUGGGCGGGCUUUGGUACGAUCAUUGACAACAGACCGAAUGACGAUGCAGUCGAUAUUCUCGGCUUCUUGACGUUCGAGAUCGUGCAGACUCUCACGGAGGAAGCCUUGAAGGUCAAAGCCGCCGAAGACCUAGCUAACAACAAAUUGAAUGGCGGCAGAGGCGACCAGGACACGUCGAAGAAACGUAAGAGGGAAGGGUGCACGCUGUUUGAGAUGCCGGAGGAAGGCCGGACACCGAUCGAGCCUAAGCAUGUUCGAGAGGCGUUCCGGAGACUGCAGACCGUGCCGAACAAGUACAAGUUCAUGAGACAAGGCUACGCUGGGAUGCGGACACCAUUGAGGUUGAUUUGAGGGUUCGAGCGACGGCGUCCUGGUCAUGUCUGCAACAAGUGCAAUGGAAGUGAGCGGGUUAGGAGUUUAGGAGCAUAUCCAGAUACGAUACCCUCCUGGUGUGCGUCAGGCCUGGCGUGACAGGAUAGCGAGGCUUUUGUAAGGAUAUAUCGAUACCAGCGAAAAUCCCUUGGAGUCUACCACUACUCCAAAUCUCUGUACGCUGUCCGAAAGCAAGGGGCUCUGGAGCAACAGCGUGCAAAAGAAACUUUCAAGUCGUGCUCUAUUACAUCAUGC